UUUCUGUACCCAUCAGAACACUACCUAUCUCACUCUCAAUCACCACUACCAACACAGCAUAACAGAAAAACUUCUGCCAACUUCUAUCCAUCCACUCUGUACCCUAAGCCCGGCUUCCUUCUUCAAUGCUUUCUUUCUUUAUUCUCUAAUCAAUUUCUCACACCAAAAUCUAACCUUUAAUUCACCAACCAUUUCCCAAACACUGCACACAUACUCACAUAAUUAUUUAUAUAUUACAUUUGUUUCUGUGGGAAUGGCGCAGCCAAGUUCUGAUCGCUUGUCAUCUACUGGUAUGGCAACGGAUUCUGUGCUUGACUCUGCUGAAGCUUUAAACUUUUUGAUUUUGAAUACUAAAGAAAAAAUCAUCAAUCCAAACAUGUUGAAUAGUCAGGAUGUUGUUCCAAUCGGUUCUCAGAGAGAUAUUGUUGAUCAAUCAUUGGCUUUAGGUUCUGUUGGAUAUCAGAAGACAGGAUAUGUAUCCAAUGCCUAUUCCUCUCAGCCACCAUUAUUGUACAAUGGAAGUUCUGACAAUGCAGCUGGUAAACAGGGUACAUAUCUUCCAUAUAUUAAUCAUGAAGUCCUGGAAAAUGAUUCUCAUAUACAAGGCAUUCACAAUGAAUCUUCAUCUGUUGCAUAUCAUGGUUAUGGAUACAGCCCUCAAAUGCUACAUAAACCAUAUGUUCCUGUCACGAGACAGCUUUCUGCCAGGAAUCAUGGCCAUUUGUACAAUGCUAGACAAUUUUCUACCUCUGAUCCAUUUUCUUUCCAGCAAAAUAUAUCUCCAAAUUCAUACAUUCUUUCACCAACUCCGGUUUCUCAAGCAAAGUUACCAGUACCCAUUGAUCUCCAAGGGGAUAGCAAAAGAUCUGGUCUGAGACCUAAUUACCCGGCUCCACUGGGAUCUUCUGGUAGGGGAGCAAACUUUUUUGGAAACUCUGAUGGGCUUGGUUUGUUGCACCAGGGGUUUGAGGGACCUGAAGUUGGCGGAUUAUGGUCAGAUUGGUUGAAUCCCUCAGAUGGGAAAAGUUGCAUGCUUCCAUUGUCUUCACCAACUUAUCUGAAACCAAUUGGGUCACUAGAGUUGUCUCAGGAUGAUUUUGGACUAGCUUCUCUACAGAAAGGAUCAUUUUAUGGCUUUGGAUCUUGUUCAGGCUCCAGCUACAGGGGUUGCUCUCACCAUCAAAGUGAUCGAUCCUCUGAUUAUGGAAGUGUCUCCACUUCUACCAUGGGAGUGGACGGUCAAAGCUGGCCCACACUCACUGAAGCAAGACAAAGAGGAAGAUGCAAUGACUUCUCAUGUAGCUGUAGUGCCACACUUGAUAUGCUAAGUGAGCGAAAUAGAGGACCAAGGGCAUUUAAGCCAAAAAUUCGGACAAUAGUAAAUGGGUCUGCUGUUGGUGAUAGCAAGAAUUCCAUUAUUGAUGACCUUCUUAGGGACUCUUACAACAGAUUGGAUUUUAUCACCAGCUACAAAGAUGCAAAGUUCUUCAUCAUCAAAUCUUAUAGUGAAGAUAAUGUUCACAAGAGUAUAAAGUAUGGUGUCUGGGCUAGCACCCCAAAUGGCAACAAAAAGUUGGAUUGUGCUUAUCGUGAAGCAAAGGAGAAAGAGAGGAUGUGCCCAAUCUUUCUGUUAUUUUCGGUGAAUGCUAGUGCCCAGUUCUGUGGUGUGGCAGAGAUGGUGGGACCUGUAGACUUUGACAAGAAUGUAGAUUAUUGGCUGCAGGAUAAGUGGUCUGGACAGUUCCCUGUUAAGUGGCACAUAAUUAAGGAUGUUCCCAACAGUCAGUUUCGUCACAUUCUACUUGAAAAUAAUGACAACAAACCAGUUACUAAUAGUAGAGAUACUCAAGAGGUAGAAAUGGAACAGGGGAUGGAGAUGUUAAACAUUUUUAAGAACUAUGAAACGUAUUCUUCCAUCCUAGACGAUUUUUACUUCUAUGAGAAGAGGCAGAAAGCUAUACAGGAAAGGAAGGCAGGACAGCAAGCAAGUCUUGUGGCUCCUCCAGUGGUAGUAGUUAGUGAACAACAAAUUCCAAUUUCACCAUCUCCUGACUCCGUCAAGAGAAUGUCUAAGAGCUUUGCUGAAGCCGUGUCAUUGACCGAGCAUGAAAAAGAACUUUCAACUGUUGGGAAGGUUGUCUCUUCCGCAACUACCUCUGUUCCCCAUGGAAGUUAAACUAUGACAAUUGCCAUCAAACUAAUCGGAUAGGUAGGAACUUAUCUUCUUGGUGAUUUCAGCAGACAAUUAUAAAACUGAUACACCGUGCUGCAGAUAUAUUUUUUCAACGUUCGCAUUUCGAUAUUUUCUGCUACAAAAGUUUCAAAAAGGUGUCUUUUUGAAAUGGUUCUAUAUUCAUAGGUUUCAAUGAUUUUACAAGAUUCUUUUCAUUGUUUCCUAAAGUAAAUUUAUAUACUCCCCCAAUAGGUUUUAUAUUGUAUUCUAUAGCCUCGUUAGAGCAAAUAUUUGAAGCCAUGGGUUCAUUUAUACCUUCAGUAAAGAUCUCCAGCUUGUGGAGUUGAUGAACUGAAGGAAUUUGUGCAUAUUAUUUUCGUUUCUCAUUUUCUUGAGGCCUCAUAGUGGAAUAUUCGCACAAUAACUCA
This is a messenger RNA of Pistacia vera, 2601 nucleotides long. Its product is annotated as YTH domain-containing protein ECT4-like. Gene Ontology annotation, cellular component: cytoplasm. Lineage: Eukaryota; Viridiplantae; Streptophyta; Magnoliopsida; Sapindales; Anacardiaceae. The record is from RefSeq and is a predicted model, not a curated record. The coding region runs from base 254 to 2176 and encodes 640 amino acids. Gene Ontology annotation, molecular function: mRNA binding. Gene Ontology annotation, biological process: mRNA destabilization. The transcript has 8 exons.